This is a messenger RNA of Menidia menidia (Atlantic silverside), 6547 nucleotides long. NCBI's taxonomy places the organism in Eukaryota, Metazoa, Chordata, Actinopteri, Atheriniformes, Atherinopsidae. The record is from the annotation of a GenBank genome assembly.
AUGUGUACAUAUAGACCGCUAAUUGUCUUAUAUAAUCUAACGCGUUUUCCGCCCUCGUCUCUGCAGGACCUCUCUGGCUCCAUCGAUGACUUGCCCACGGGGACGGAGGCCGCCUUGAGCCCGGGCGUCAGCACCUCAGGGGUAUCCAGCAGCCAGGGCGAGCAGAGCAACCCGGCCCAGUCGCCCUUCUCCCCCCACACCCCGCCCCACCUGCCGGGCAUACGCGGGCCCUCGCCCUCACCCGUCGGCUCCCCCGCGAGCGUCACCCCGUCUCGCAGCGGCCCGCUGUCCCCCGCUGCUGUGCCAGGUAAUCAGAUGCCACCCCGGCCCCCCAGCGUCCAGUCGGACAGUCUCAUGCACUCUUCCAUGAAUCAGUCAGCCAUGGGCCAGGACAGGGUGUACAUGCGCAACCCUCAGAUGCCUCCGUACGGGUCCCCUGGACAACCUGGCUCCGCCUUAUCUCCACGCCAGUCUUCAGGAGGCCAAAUGCAUGGCGGGAUGGGACCCUAUCCCCAGAAUAAUGCCAUGGGAAACUACGGCCCUCAGGGGGCGCAGUAUGGCCCACAAGGUUAUCCCAGGCAGCCGGGAUACACGGGGAUGCCCAACGCCAACUACCCCAGCGGCCCUGGCAUGGGCGGCUCCAUGAACCCCAUGCCUGGCCAGGCCAGCGGGGCUCCAUAUGGAAGCAUGCCGCCUGGCAGGAUAGGUCCCGGGCAAAUAGGGGCCCGGCCCUACGGGCCCGGCAUGGCCGCUAACAUGAGCGGCAUGCCCCCGCAGGUGGGGUCGGGCAUGUGCCCCCCUCCAGGCAUGAACAGGAAGGACGGCGGCCCCUCCAUGCACCACGGACCGGCAAACUCGAUACACAACAGGCCACCAGGCUAUCCUAACAUGUCCCCAGGCAUGAUGGGAGCAGGCUCUCCGUAUGGCCCAGGCAUGAACAGCAUCCACGGAGUGAUGAACCAGGGAGGCCCAGGGCCUUAUCCAAUGGGUGCUAACAUGGCUAACAACACCCCCGGAAUGGCCCCUGGUGCCGAGUUUGGCAUGGAAAAAAUUAACCCAGCCCAAAAGAUGAACAACAAAGUGGACGGGACUCCCAAACCCGAAUCCAAAAAGAAGUCGAGUUCUUCCACCAUCACCAAUGAGAAGAUCACUCGGCUCUACGAGCUUGGCCCAGAGCCGGAGAGGAAGAUCUGGGUGGACCGAUACCUGGCCUUCGCUGAGGAGAAGGCCAUGGGCAUGAACAAUCUCCCUGCUGUGGGGCGCAAGCCGCUCGACCUCUUCAGGCUCUACAUAUCGGUCAAAGAGAUCGGAGGCCUCACACAGGUGAACAAAAACAAGAAGUGGCGGGAGCUGGCCACCAACCUGAACGUGGGCACAUCCAGCAGCGCGGCCAGUUCGCUGAAGAAACAGUACAUCCAGUGUCUGUACGCCUUCGAGUGCAAGAUCGAGCGCGGCGAAGACCCGCCCCCAGACUUCUUCAACACGGAUACGAAAAAGAACCAGCCGAAGAUCCAGCCACCGAGCCCAGCUGGUUCUGGAUCACUUCAAGGACCCCAGACCCCUCAGUCCACGACAAGCUCGAUGGCAGAGGGGGGAGAUCUGAAGCCCCCAACCCCAGCAUCCACCCCGCACGCACAAAUGCCUCCGAUGCCCGGCGUCAGGAGUAGCGUGAAUCUGCAGGACCCCUUUGCUGAUGGCGGAGACCCAGCCUUUUCGAGAAGGAAUGCCAUGACUCCCAACUCUCAGGGCUACCAGCCUGGGAUGAGUGGCCCAGAGAUGAUGGGUCGGAUGGGCCCUUACGAGUCCAGCAAAGACCCCUUCGGAGGCAUGAGGAAAGCUGGGGAACAGUUCAUGCCGCCAGGCCCGAACAGCGGACUGGGGGAACAGUAUAACAGAGGACCACCAGGACCAAUUGGCAACAUGCCUAUGGGCCAGAGGCAACAGUACCCGUAUGGGUACGACCGAAGACAAGAACCAGGAAUGGGCCCGGAUGGAAACAUGGGUCCUGGAGCUCCUCAGCCCAACAUGAUGCCGUCUGGUGCUGAACCUGGCAUGUACUCGCCAAGCCGUCCGCCACCACAGCAACGGCAUGAUGCAUAUCCAAAUCAAUACCCUGGCCAAGGGGCUCCCCCUGGUGGCCCUUACUCAAAUCAACAACCAGGAAUGUAUCCACAGCAGCAACCGAAUUACAAGCGCCCUGGAGAUGGCGGGUAUGGUCCACCUGCCAAGCGCCAUGAGGGAGAAAUGUAUAACCUUCCAUACAGUGGUCAGCAGCCGCCAGGGCCACAGUCUUCGGGGCACCAGGGCCAGCAGGAUAUGUAUAACCAGUACAAUGCAUAUCCUGGUGGGGAGCGCAGGCCGCCAGGGCCACAGGGCCAGUUCCCCUUCGCAUUUGGACGGGAGCGAGGACCAUCAUCCGGUGGCCCAAACUCCCAAUCGCCCAUGCCCCCUCAGAUGAUUGCAAGCCCCAUGCCUGCAGGUCCCGACGGUCCUCAGGGCCCGGUGUGGCAGGGCCGUAAUGAGAUGGGCUAUCCCAACUAUCCCAACAGACAGGGACCUCCUGUGCCAGGCCAGGGCCCGGGGUACCAUGGGAUUAACCGCUCCGACGAGAUGAUCCCAUCAGACCAACGUAUGAACCACGAGGGACAGUGGCCCGGCCACGUCAACCAGCGGCAGCCGCCUUUUGGCCCCGCGGGUUCAGGACCACCUAUGACCAGACCCUUACCAUCCACCUACCAGACUUCCCAGAACCACAUUCCUCAGGUGUCAAGCCCAGCUCCUAUGCCCCGGCCCAUGGAGAGCAGGACGUCGCCAAGCAAGUCGCCCUACAUGCAUCCGGGCAUAAAGGUCCAGAAAGCCGGACCUCCUGUCCCCGCCUCCCACAUCGGCCAAGCCCCCGUGCAGCAACCCAUGAUCCGGCGAGACGUGGCCUUCCCCUCUGGCUCUGUGGAGGCUUCUCAACCCCACCUUAAACCCCGGAGGCGACUCACCAUGAAAGACAUUGGCACUCCUGAGGCUUGGAGAGUAAUGAUGUCACUAAAGUCAGGCUUAUUAGCUGAAAGCACUUGGGCCUUGGACACCAUCAACAUCUUACUGUACGAUGACAACAGCAUCUCUACUUUUAACCUUUGUCAGCUACCUGGAUUCCUUGAGCUGGUGGUGGAGUACUUCAGACGCUGCCUCAUCGAGAUCUUUGGCAUCCUAAAGGAGUAUGAAGUAGGAGACCCCGGCCAGCGCACCCUAAUAGACCCAAACGCAGACGAGGACUCGGACGAUGAUAACCCCCUGCCCGAGGGAGAAGACAUGGACACAGACGAGGAGGAUGAGGACGACGAGGAGGUAGAGGAAACCAAGACCAGUGCUGCCGCCUCGUCUCUGGUCCACGUGAAAGAGGAGGAGGAGGAAAGCUCUCUGAGGGAUAAGUCUUCAGAGGAUGAGGAGGAAGAAAAGGAACGGGAGUCUUCUACCAAGGAGGCUAAUAGCUCUACCUCAGGGUCCUCCCAGGACCCCAACGUCCACUCGGAAAAGCCCAAGCAGGCUAGCAAGUUCGAUAAACUCCCCAUCAAAGUGGUGCGGAAGAAGAAUCCCUUCCUGGUGAACCACCUGUCGAAGCUCGGGCAGCGGCAGAGCUUCGACAGUGGCCUGAUACACUGGAGCAUCGGGGGUGGCGACACCACUGAGCACAUCCAGACCCACUUCGAGAGCCGGACGCAGCUCCUCAAGCAGCGGAAACGCACGCCGGCCGCCACCGAGGGCCGCAAGAAGGACCAGGCGCCGCGAGUCUCAACGGAGAACACAGAGAAACCCAAGUGCAGCGCGGAGGACAAGACCCGACAGCAGCCGCCGCCGUCCUCCGAGCCUCACAAGUCCCCGUCGGAGAAGAGCCCGCCCCCCGCCGCCCCCGUCGGCGCGCCGCUCACUGCCACCAUCGACGACGUCCUAUCCGCACGCCCGGGGUCCGUCACGGAGGAGGUGGUCCGCGGGGGCGCCGAGGAGCAGAAGGAGAACGGCAAGUAUCUGUUCAGCAUCAACCCGGAGCUCCAGAGCCGCCGCAACAUCAAGAUCCUGGAGGACGAGCCGCACAGCAAAGACGAGACGCCGCUCAGCACGCUGUCCGACUGGCAGGACUCGCUGGCCCGCCGCUGCGUCUGCGUCUCCAACAUCGUCCGGAGCCUCUCCUUCAUCCCGGGCAACGACCUGGAGAUGUCCAAACACCCGGGCCUCCUGCUGCUGCUCGGCCGCCUGGUGCUGCUCCACCACCGGCACCCCGAGCGGAAGCAGGCGCCGGUCACCUACGAGAAGGAGGAGGAGGAGGACGAGGGCGUGAGCUGCGAGCGGGACGAGUGGUGGUGGGACUGCCUGGAGGUGCUGAGGGAGAAUUGCUUGGUCACUCUGGCGAACAUCUCAGGCCAACUGGACCUUUCCAUCUACCCGGAGAGCAUAUGCCUCCCGCUGCUGGACGGCCUGCUCCACUGGGCGGUCUGCCCCUCGGCGGAGGCCUUGGAUCCCUUCCCCACGCUCGGGCCGCACAGCUCCCUCUCCCCCCAGAGACUGGUCCUCGAGACCCUCAGCAAGCUCAGCAUCCAGGACAACAACGUGGACCUCAUUCUGGCGACGCCGCCGUUCAGCCGCCUGGAGAAGCUCUACGGCUCGCUGGUGCGUCUGGUCGGCGAGCGCAAGGUGGCGGUCUGCCGGGAGAUGGCGGUGGUCCUGCUGGCCAACCUGGCCCAGGGCGACAGCCUGGCCGCCCGGGCCAUCGCCGUGCAGAAGGCCAGCGUGGGCAACCUGCUGGGCUUCUUAGAGGACAGCCUGGCCGCCACCCAGUACCAGCAGAGCCAGAGCUCCCUGCUGCAGAUGCAGGGCGGCCCCCAGUUCGAGCCGACCAGCGUGGACAUGAUGCGGCGGGCGGCCCGGGCGCUGCACGCCCUGGCUAAGGUGGAGGAAAACCACUCAGAGUUCACUUUGUACGAGUCGCGGCUACUAGACAUCUCGGUGUCCCCGCUAAUGAACUCUCUGGUGUCCCAAGUAAUCUGUGACGUACUGUUUCUGAUCGGCCAGUCAUGACAGCCGUUGGGGGGGGUUUCAGCUCUGCCUCUUUCCGUUCCUCCUCGACCUCCUUUUUUCCUGCGUGUGCUUGCGUUUGUGCCCGUUGCGCGUGAAUGAAGAGUAAAAAACUGACUGUCCUCUUUUUUUUUUCUUUUUUUCUUUUUUUUUUUUUUUAAUUUAUGCAAAAUCACCUCGGAUUCCACUGUCUUUCUACACCUGCUUCUCACUUAAAGAAGGAAUAUCAUGAAGUAGUUGCGGUUUGUAAACGUCUGAAAUGGAAAGAUAGCGGCAUAGAAGAGCAGAACGGGACCCAGGCAUAGACCACAGAGAGCUGCCCUGCGGAACAGACUUGUUUUGUUUUUUGUUUUUUUUGUUUUUUUUUGUUUUUGUUUUUUUAUGAAAAGAAAAAUCUUCAGAAAAAAAAAAAGAGAAAAAAAACGUAACCAAAGUUGCUGUCUCGUUUACAGUGAGUUUGGGGGAUACGUGUGCUCGCUCUCUCCCUCAGAGGGGUCGGCGGGGGAGGAGGGCACAGACUAAAACAAUAUUAUGGUUCAUGUUCGGAGGCUACAUAGACUCAUGGACUGUGGUGUGGUAUAAUUGCUGUAACUUUGGAUGCUAUAUACUCGGCCCCACAGGAACCACAUUAUUGGCUGUGAACAGACAUCUGUCAUGGGAGGCCUGUGCAGUAGAUUGUAGGACUUUUUUUCUGUACUGUACACCUUUAAAAACUGUAAACAUACUGUAAUAAUACUGUUUCACACUGAGAUACGCUGGCUUGGCAGCAAACUGUAGUUUUUAAAAACAGUUUUAGUUAUUGUCAAGAGAGAAAACGGCUUUCCCCCCAAAGUAUGGUGAACCUACAACACCCUGACCUCUUCUCUUUGUCCCUUGAUUGUAUGACUUGACCCUUAUAUUAAAAAGUCACCUAUAGGACUGGUCCUCAACGCUAGAUGCAGUCCAAGCUGCAGUGUAAAUAUGAUGUUGUACAUUACACUUCUCUCUCUUUCUCGACUUCUGUUGCUCCUCACCAUUUUUAAUCAUCAAUGAUCCCGAAUCCCUUCAUUCCUCCACCCUCUCCCCCCCCUGUCCCCGCAUCAUCUGCACCACGCAAUGACUUUGACGCCCACCCGCUCCGUUACUUCAACCCCCCCCACCCCCCCCACUCUUUUGGGGAAGUUCGGGUAUAUCCACCGACUUUCUAUCGCCUCCCCCCCCCCCCCCCCAGAAAACUUUUAAAUUUCAGUUUGUGUCCAGUCUGGGUGUAGAGAAUAUUAACAGAAAUCAUGUCUGCGCUUUUAUUUGAGCUCCUUCACGAAUGACGAAACUUAACCUCGAUGAAGAAACCAGUUUUAAUUUUUUUUUUUUUUUUUUCCAGUGAUGCAAAUUCUGCAUAUUUGUAUUUCAGAUGAUGUAGCUAAAGACUUGAUGUAAAUUCCUUUUCUCCCCCUUUUUUUGGCUUAAUGAAUAUCAUUUAUUCAGUAUGAAAUCUUUAUACUAUAUG